Molecule: messenger RNA, 1851 nt
Organism: Nannospalax galili (Upper Galilee mountains blind mole rat)
Lineage: Eukaryota; Metazoa; Chordata; Mammalia; Rodentia; Spalacidae
Gene: Cep44
Product: centrosomal protein 44
Exons: 12
Coding region: 508-1677 (389 amino acids)
Cellular component (GO): centrosome; spindle pole
Source: RefSeq, a predicted model, not a curated record
UUAAAAUUAUACUCAUUUCUAAUUAGCUCUUAAGAUGAGGAAGAUCAUUGAGAAUACUUUCAUAUGAAUCAAGUCUUCCAAGUAAUCCGCUUGAGUGGCGUAUGGAAUCUGCCGGGAGGAAUCUCGGAGCGCGGGGCAGCAGGCGGCUGGGAAGGUUUUAACGCGGUGCGUGGCGCGUUGGAAUCCGCCGUUCUGAAUACAAACGGUCGGCGCGCGAGGUGCCCUGGACGCAGGCUUCUGUGCUCAGGGGCUGGUGCUGGAGCCGCGUUCUGCCCAGUGCCUCGGGCUACAUCUGCUCCCUUUUCCUCUUCUUUCCGCUUUGGGCCAGGCUCCUCGCGAACCCUCAGGGCUGUUCUCCCUUUUGGGCAGAAGUCGCGGGUCUGAGGUCCCCGCCGAGGCUCCUGGCGUGCCCGAAUGACCAGCUAAAGCAAAGCAAGAAUAGUCCCCCCCUAUGCCUUUCCUAGGUGAAAAGUUAGAUUGAGUUGAAGCUGAUUCUAAUGAUAAAUAAUGGCAACAGGUGAUGUGAAAAGAAGCUUAAGGAAGCUAGAACAAGUGCUUCGUUCACUAAAUUACCCUAAAGAGGUGGAUUAUGUAGGUCUGAUAAAGGGAGACACAGCAGCAUCUUUGCCCAUUAUUAGCUAUUCUCUUACCUCAUAUUCACCUUAUAUCACAGAACUUCUGAUGGAAUCCAAUAUAGAGCUCAUGGCAAAGAAUGACGUACGCUUCACAGAUACUGUCUAUAAGCUUCUUCGUGAUCAAUUUGAUUAUAAACCAAUUUUGACAAAAAAGCAAUUUAUACAAUGUGGAUUUGCUGAAUGGAAAAUCCAAAUUGUUUGUGAUAUAUUGAAUUGUGUGAUGAAAAAGCACAAGGAAUUGACUGGUCUUGAUAAGAUUACAUCGCACCAAGGAAAGAAAAUUAUGUCUGAUAAGCCAGAACCUUGUUCAACCACUGAGAAAACACUUGCCACGGCUGUUGGCAUUGAUGUUACUGGCAGGUUUAUAACUUCAGGAAAGAAGAAAGCUGUGGUGAUCCGGCACCUGUAUAAUGAAGGUAAUGUUGGAACUUCUGAAGAUGCAUUGAGUUCAGCAACAGAUGUUAGUGAAGGAUGUGAUGAAGCAGAUGAGAAAAUUUCUGAAAUACUGAUUCCUGAAGUCAAAUUCUGUGAACUCGAGGCCAACCCACAAGACAUAAAUGAUAGUCCUGAGAUUGCUGCACUUCAGACCAUGUUUGCUGAAUGCCAAGAGAAGCUUAAGAAGCUGACUUGGAUAGAGAAAAGGCUUGACUGCUUGGAAGAAGCAGUGAAAGGGAAAGUGAUGGUAGAGGAGAAAGCCUGGAAUAAUCUUCUGAGUCGUGUCACUCUUCUUGAAACAGAGCUAAUUUUGUCUAGAAAGAACGAAUACAAAGAGCUUAGUGCAGCAUGUGAAGACUAUGGUUCUGUCAGUGAGGUGGAUAUUGGGCCCUUUGAUAAAAAAAAAAGUAGUGUGGAGCAACCAGCAAGUAUUCAUCUGUCGUCUAGUUAUAGUACAGUAUCACCAGAUUCAACUCCUAGAAGCAUGACUAUUAAUAAUUAUUAUGGUUUGAAAGACAUUUCAGAGGAAACAACAAUCCAGAAAAUGGAAAGGAUGAAAAAAAUGUUUGAAGAGACUGCAGAAUUACUGAAAUGCUCAAGUCACUAACUGUAGAGUGUUCUGCAUGAAGUUCUCUAAGAGUUUGGCUACUUUUAUAUAUUGUCUGUUUUAAGAAUUCCUUAUAUAAUUUUAAUAUACUGAAAUAUUUUAUUAAGGAUUUGGGUUCUGUUUGGUAUGUGAGUUUUUUCAUUAUUGAAUAAAUACAUCAAUAUUUUAAAACUA